AGGUUUAAACGAAGGUUAUUUGGUGAUUUAUUCAUGUUAAUUUUCAAGCAACGUGGAAGGGUGUUAUACUCCAGUCUAGUGAGUGGCGGUAAUGCAACAUUUGUUGGAUGCCAACCACCGUUAAACCUCCUCGAAGAAGAAGAACGUUAAACUGCACCACACCGCUAGAUGGCUGUCCAGGUUAACUUCGGUGUCAGCAGCUCAUCUGGUGUCAAUCAGUCUGAUUUCUCAGAGGUUUUGUCCAAGAAGUCCUGUCGACUGUCUGUGAUGUUAUUCCCCCCCCUCUCCAUGGUUUUACAUGUGAUGCAGGAACAAUGUGUAGCCAAUAUGCAAAACGUCCCGGUAUGUAGGUGAGCAUGCAUGUUCCCCAUGACGCGCCAGACACCGUGAACGUGCUUCGGGCUGCUGUUACUAUAAUGCAAUGGCGGCGGUGCUGUGCACCAGAGAUGGAUGAGUUACCGGUUCAAAUCCGCUCGACGCAGACACCGUGGAUUAGGAAACACACCUCUGUCCAGAUCAACCGAAUUCGUAACUGUUUGGUGAUUUAGCCUCAACGUUACUUUAGGAAUGUGUCUAGCAGGGUUAGCUAACGAGCCAAUGCCAGUCUGUGCCAGGGUGAUGUAGGGCUUUUCCGCACAUCUGUCUGCAGUAGCCACCACCCGCCUGCUAACGUUACACCAGGCAACCGGCUGAACAUCACUCCGUCCCUCGACGGGGAGUCUCGGCCCACUCGGACCGGAACAUCAUGGCUGAGAGGAAUUCUACCGGAUUACUAAUGAUGUUGGAACCGAGCCCGGCUAUCGCCAUGUCACUGCCGGUGGAGGUCCGGGAGAAGCUGGCGGAGUUGGAGCUGGAACUUUCGGAAGGGGACAUCACACAGAAGGGAUAUGAGAAGAAGAGAGCCAAGCUGCUGGCCCCCUACAUCCCUCAGAUACAAGGUGUAGAACCAUCUCUGCAGAAGGAGAACAGGAUCCAGAUGUCUCAGGCUGCUCCACCAGGAUCCAAACACAACAAGUCUCGGGCCACCAACACGCGGGAUGAACGCUUCAGAUCUGACCUGCAUACAGAAGCCGUUCACGCUGCCUUGGCCAAGUACAAAGAGCGGAAGAUGCCAAUGCCCUCCAAGAGACGCUCUGUUCUAGUUCAGUCCUCUGUAGAGGCAUGCACUCCCCCAGACACGUCCUCGGCAUCAGAAGACGAGGGUUCACUGCGUCGUGCGGGCCGGAUGGUGUCCUCCACGCCGUACCAGAACCACCCGGCGCCGAACGUAGAACACUGGUUUAACAGAGUCAUCCAGGGCUCCUCCACCUCCUCCUCUGCAUCCUCCACCUCAUCCCAUCCUGGAGGGAGUGUCCACGCUACUGCCGCCGUGCUGGCUGACCUCAUGGCAUACACCCAGAUAGAUAACCACUCCGCCCCCCCAGACGUGACUGGCCUAUUGGAACACUCGCUGCAUGCGGACAGAGACAGACCCCCGGUGGCGUCGGUGAAGGUGGUCCCCAGGGGGUACAACCACUCCGGCGUCAUGGAAACCGCUGAUGGUGUCCCAGUGAACAGCAGAGUGUCCUCUAAGAUCCAGCAGCUUCUCAACACUCUGAAGAGACCUAAGAGACCGUCACUUAGAGAGUUCUUCAUUGAUGACUUCGAGGAGCUUGUAGAUGUUCAGCAGCCGGACCCUAACCAGCCCAAGGCGGAGGGGAACCAGAUGUCCCCUCUAGCAGGCGAGCCUCUGGGUGUAGUGACCAACUGGCCUCCCUCCCUGCUGGCCUCCCUCCAGCGCUGGGGCAUCACCCAGCCCAGGAGCCCCUGUCUCACUGCCCUGGACAACGCUGGUAAACCAGUGUACACUCUUACCUACGGCAAGCUGUGGACACGCAGCCAGAAACUGGCCUUCACGCUUCUGAACAAACUGAGCACUAGGAACGAGCCACUACUGCUGCCUGGAGAUAGAGUUGCUCUAGUGUUCCCCAACAGUGACCCUGUGAUGUUUAUAGUGGCGUUCUAUGGAUGUCUGCUGGCAGAGCUGAUCCCUGUGCCCAUUGAGGUGCCCCUCACCAGGAAGGAUGCAGGCAGCCAGCAGAUAGGUUUCCUGUUGGGCAGCUGUGGGGUGACUCUGGCUCUGACUACUGAUGCCUGUCAGAAGGGCUUGCCUAAAGCACAGACUGGAGAGGUGGUCACGUUUAAAGGCUGGCCACGGUUGCUGUGGUUCGUAACAGAUGGGAAGCACGUUGCAAAGCCGCCCAAAGACUGGCACCCCACCAUCAGGGAAGCUAACAAUGAGAUUGCCUAUAUAGAGUACAAGACCAGUAAGGAGGGGAGCACAAUGGGUAUAACUGUCUCUCAUCCAGCCAUGCUAGCCCACUGUCACGCCCUCACACAGGCCUGUGGAUACACUGAGGCUGAGACCAUUUGCAACGUCCUGGACUUCAAGAGAGAUGCCGGCUUGUGGCACGGGGUUCUCACCAGUGUGAUGACCAGGAUGCACGUGAUCAGCAUCCCUUACUCCCUGAUGAAGGUCAACCCUCUCUCCUGGAUUCAGAAGGUCCACACUUACAAAGCACGCGUAGCUGUGGUGAAGUCCAGAGAUAUGCACUGGUCCCUGUUGGCCCAGAGAGACCAGAGAGACAUCAGCCUGAGCUCUCUGAGGAUGCUCAUUGUAACUGAUGGAGCUAACCCCUGGUCGAUAUCCUCGUGUGACGCCUUCCUGAACGUGUUCCAGGCACGUGGGCUAAGUCCUGAAGUGAUCUGUCCAUGUGCCUGCUCUGCUGAGGGCAUGACGGUCGCCAUCCGAAGACCUCCGGAGUCGGGCGUCCCUCCACCAGGGAAGGCAGUUCUGUCCAUGAGUGGUCUGAGCCACAGUGUGAUCCGGGUAGACACCGAGGAGAAGCUCUCUGUCCUCACAGUGCAGGACGUGGGCCAGGUCAUGCCAGGCGCGCUGGUGUGUGUGGUACGUGUGGAGGGAACUCCGUAUCUCUGCCAGACAGAUGAGGUGGGGGAGAUCUGUGUGAGUUCUGGGAGCACCGGCGUGGCAUACUACGGCCUCCCGGGCAUGACCAAGAACACAUUCCAGACCAUCCCAGUAAGAGCGUCAGGAGGUCCCAUCAGUGGCAGACCCUUCACCAGGACGUCACUACUGGGCUUUGUAGGACCUGACAACCUAGUGUUUAUCGUGGGUAGAAUGGACGGGCUGAUGACGGUGUGUGGGCGGAGACACAACGCUGAUGAUGUGGUUGCCACGGCGCUGGCAGUGGAGCCCAUGAAGUUUGUCUACAGGGGGAGGAUAGCAGUGUUCUCCGUCUCGGUUCUCCAUGAUGAGCGUAUUGUAGUGGUGGCAGAACAGAGACCAGAUGCUUCAGAGGAGGGCAGCUUCCAGUGGAUGAGCCGCGUUCUACAGGCUAUAGACAGUAUUCACCAGGUGGGGGUGUACUGCCUAGCUCUGGUCCCUGCCAACACGAUGCCCAAGGCUCCGCUGGGGGGGAUCCAUAUCUCAGAGACCAAACAGAGGUUUCUGGAAGGAGCUCUCCACCCCUGUAACGUCCUCAUGUGUCCUCACAGCUGUGUUACCAACCUGCCCAAACCACGGCAGAAACAACCAGAGGUGGGUCCUGCCUCUAUGAUCGUGGGGAACCUGGUAGCAGGGAAGAGGAUUGCUCAGGCCUGUGGGAGAGACGUGGCUCAACUAGAGGACAAUGACCAGGCACGUAAGUUCCUGUACAUGCAGGAUGUUCUCCAGUGGAGAGCCCAGGCCACACCUGACCAUCCCCUGUUCCUGGUGCUCAACGCCAAGGGCACAGUGUCCAGCACUGCUUCCUGUCUGCAGCUGCAAAAGCGGGCGGAGCGUGUUGCCAUGGCACUGAUAGAGAAGGGACGCCUCAACCCCGGAGAUCACGUAGCACUGGUUUACCCUCCAGGUAUUGACCUGAUCGCUACGUUCUAUGGGUGUCUGUACGCUGGCUGUGUUCCUGUCACCGUCAGACCCCCUCAUCCUCAGAACCUGGCCACCACCCUCCCCACCGUCAAGAUGAUUGUAGAGGUCAGUAAAUCGGUGUGUAUCCUGACCACCCAAGCAAUAAUGAAGCUGUUGAAGUCCAAAGAGGCUGCGGCUGCUGUGGACGUCAAGUCAUGGCCGAUGGUACUGGACACAGACGACCUCCCCAGGACGAAGAGGCUUCAGAUCUACAAACCUCCCACCCCAGAGAUGCUGGCAUACCUGGACUUCAGUGUGUCCACCAUGGGCAUCCUGGCUGGAGUCAAGAUGUCCCAUGCUGCCACCAGUGCCUUGUGUCGCUCCAUCAAGCUGCAGUGUGAGCUGUACCCGUCCCGCCAGAUAGCCAUCUGUCUGGACCCCUACUGCGGCCUGGGCUUCGCUCUCUGGUGCCUCAGCAGUGUAUACUCUGGCCACCAGUCGAUCCUGGUUCCUCCUCUAGAGUUGGACAGUAAUGUUUCUCUGUGGUUGUCAGCUGUCAGCCAGUAUAAAGUCAGAAUCACAUUCUGCUCCUACUCUGUCAUGGAGAUGUGUACCAAGGGCCUGGGGACACAGACUGAGACACUACGGUUGCGUAACAUAAACUUGUCGUGUGUUAGGACCUGUAUGGUUGUAGCAGAGGAGCGUCCUCGUAUCACUCUGACCCAGUCCUUCUCUAAGAUCUUUAAAGACCUGGGUUUGUCUCCUCGAGCCGUCAGCACCACCUUCGGCUGCAGGGUCAACAUGGCCGUCUGUCUGCAGGGUACGUCAGGACCAGACCCUACCACAGUCUACCUGGACAUGAGAGCUCUGAGACAUGAAAGGGUUCGUAUGGUAGAGAGAGGCUCUCCACACAGUCUGUCUCUCAUGGAGUCUGGCAAGAUCCUUCCUGGGGUGAAGGUGGUUAUCGCCAACACAGAGACCAAAGGACCUCUAGGAGACUCCCACCUGGGAGAGGUGUGGGUGAGCAGCCCCCACAAUGCAACAGGUUACUACACGGUGUAUGGAGAGGAUGCUCUGCAUGCGGACCACUUCAACACCAAGCUGAGCUUUGGAGACACGCAGACUGUCUGGGCCAGAACAGGAUACCUGGGUUUCCUACGACGCACUGAGCUCACCGACGCCAGCGGAGAACGUCACGAUGCUCUCUAUGUGGUGGGGUCUCUGGAUGAGACAUUGGAGCUGAGAGGGAUGAGGUAUCAUCCCAUCGACAUCGAGACAUCUGUUAUCCGCUCACACAAGAGCAUCGCUGAAUGUGCUGUGUUCACGUGGACCAACCUCCUGGUGGUAGUAGUGGAGCUGUCUGGGUCAGAGCAGGAGGCUCUGGACCUAGUUCCCCUGGUGACUAACGUGGUUCUGGAGGACCACUACCUGAUAGUGGGUGUAGUGGUGGUGGUGGAUCCAGGGGUUAUACCUAUCAACUCAAGAGGAGAGAAACAGAGGAUGCACUUACGGGAUGGCUUCCUGGCUGACCAGCUGGACCCCAUUUAUGUGGCCUACAAUAUGUAAACAACAACAUGUCAACAAGAUGUAAACACCUGGACCCCGUCUAUGUAACAUGUAAACAGAGGAGGAGGAGGAGGGAGAGCCGCUCAGAGAAUGAGAAAUGGACUAUGGACCACACAGCAGAAAUGGACUAUGGACCACACAGCAGAAAUGGACUAUGGACCACACAGCAGAAAUGGACUAUGGACCACACAGCAGAAAUGGACUAUGGACCACACAGCAGAAAUGGACUAUGGACCACACAGCAGAAAACUCUUGGUGUCCCUGUUUGAGUCCCAGCAGAAUAGUGAUGGGUCUUGGUGGGGCUGUACAGUCAGAAUAGUGGUGGGGCUGUACAGUCAGAAUAGUGGUGGGGUUGUACAGUCAGAAUAGUGGUGGGGCUGUACAGUCAGAAUAGUGGUGGGGUUGUACAGUCAGAAUAGUGGUGGGGUUGUACAGUCAGAAUAGUGGUGGGGCUGUACAGUCAGAAUAGUGGUGGGGCUGUACAGUCAGAAUAGUGAUGGUCUUGGUGGGGCUGUACAGUCAGAAUAGUGGUGGGGCUGUACAGUCAGAAUAGUGGUGGGGCUGUACAGUCAGAAUAGUGGUGGGGCUGUACAGUCAGAAUAGUGAUGGUCUUGGUGGGGCUGUACAGUCAGAAUAGUGAUGGGUCUUGGUGGGGCUGUACAGUCAGAAUAGUGAUGGGUCUUGGUGGGGUUGUACAGUCAGAAUAGUGGUGGGGUUGUACAGUCAGAAUAGUGAUGGUCUUGGUGGGGUUGUACAGUCAGAAUAGUGGUGGGGCUGUACAGUCAGAAUAGUGAUGGUCUUGGUGGGGCUGUACAGUCAGAAUAGUGAUGGGUCUUGGUGGGGUUGUACAGUCAGAAUAGUGGUGGGGCUGUACAGUCAGAAUAGUGAUGGUCUUGGUGGGGCUGUACAGUCAGAAUAGUGAUGGGUCUUGGUGGGGCUGUACAGUCAGAAUAGUGAUGGGUCUUGGUGGGGCUGUACAGUCAGAAUAGUGAUGGGGCUGUACAGUCAGAAUAGUGAUGGUCUUGGUGGGGCUGUACAGUCAGAAUAGUGGUGGGGCUGUACAGUCAGAAUAGUGGUGGUCUUGGUGGGGCUGUACAGUCAGAAUAGUGGUGGGGCUGUACAGUCAGAAUAGUGGUGGGGCUGUACAGUCAGAAUAGUGAUGGUUCUUGGUGGGUCUGUACAUUCAGAAUAGUGAUGGGCCUUGGUGGGGCUGUAUAGUCAGAAUAGUGAUGGUCUUGGUGGGGCUGUACAGUCAGAAUAGUGAUGGUCUUGGUGGGGCUGUACAUUCAGAAUAGUGAUGGGGCUGUACAGUCAGAAUUGUGAUGGGGCUGUACAGUCAGAAUAGUGAUGGGUCUGUACAGUCAGAAUAGUGAUGGGUCUUGGUGGGGCUGUACAGUCAGAAUAGUGAUGGUCUUGGUGGGGCUGUACAGUCAGAAUAGUGAUGGUCUUGGUGGGGCUGUACAGUCAGAAUAGUGAUGGGUCUUGGUGGGGUUGUACAUUCAGAAUAGUGAUGGGGCUGUACAUUCAGAAUAGUGAUGGUCUUGGUGGGGCUGUACAGUCAGAAUAGUGAUGGUCUUGGUGGGGCUGUACAGUCAGAAUAGUGAUGGUCUUGGUGGGACUGUACAUUCAGAAUAGUGAUGGGACUGGAGGAGCAGGCAGGGGACUAGAUGGGACUGGAGGAGCAGGCAGGGGACUAGAUGGGACUGGAGGAGCAGGCAGGGGACUAGAUGGGACUGGAGGAGCAGGCAGGGGACUGGAGGUGCAGGCAGGGGACUGGAGGAGCAGACAGGGGACUGGAGGAGCAGGCAGGGGACUAGAUGGGACUGGAGGAGCAGGCAGGGGACUAGAUGGGACUGGAGGAGCAGGCAGGGGACUGGAGGAGCAGGCAGGGGACUAGAUGGGACUGGAGGAGCAGGCAGGGGACUAGAUGGGACUGGAGGAGCAGGCAGGGGACUGGAGGAGCAGGCAGGGGACUAGAUGGGACUGGAGGAGCAGGCAGGGGACUGGAGGAGCAGGCAGGGGACUGGAGGAGCAGACAGGGGACUGGAGGAGCAGGCAGGGGACUAGAUGGGACUGGAGGAGCAGGCAGGGGACUAGAUGGGACUGGAGGAGCAGGCAGGGGACUGGGGAAGCAGGCAGGGGACUGGAGGAGCAGGCAGGGGACUGGAGGAGCAGACAGGGGACUGGAGGAGCAGGCAGGGGACUAGAUGGGACUGGAGGAGCAGGCAGGGGACUAGAUGGGACUGGAGGAGCAGGCAGGGGACUGGAGGAGCAGGCUAAUGCCAACACUGUGGAGGAGAUGGGAGGGACUGAUUGUUCAUUGGGUUCCUUUAACAAUGUUAUGUUACACUUUUAUAUCAUACACUUAUUGGUACUUCAAGGCAUGAAGAGUUGAAGACACAUUUCAUGUCCUCCUUGGUCUCAGCAGACCAUUCCAAAAAUAACUGUUGAAACAGUCCAAAACAGAGACCUUUAACGUAUAAAAUAUGUAAUAUAUUAUUCCAACACUAAUUGUUUCAGACUUCAUGUAAUCAGUUGAUACUCUGGCAAAUAACAUCAUUUGAAUUUAACAUGAUAAACUUGCCACAUGUUUUAAAUGAGGCCUUAAGUAUUCCCAGAUGUCUGAUUUUACUUGUGUUGAUGUGAGGCAGCUGGUUGGCAGAGGAGGAGGUCAGGUUGAAUGAUUAGCCCUUGUGCACGUCCCAAUAUCUCCUGAAGUGUGCGCUUGUUCACUACUUCCCACAAAUCUAAAAGCAUUGUACUGGGAGUUUCCACCAUAUUUGUUAUACCAGUCAUUUCCUUUCUAAUCAGUGGAGGGAUGUGAACACGUUCACACUUUAAACAUUUGGAGCAUAGCCCUUCUCUCUGUGUGGCUGAAACAUGAAUACUCUUUCAUUGUUUGUAUCUAGUGGAAUCGGGAGGUAUUUUUGCUGAAGAUAUUAUGAAUAAAAAGCUCACAGAUCACAUGGAGACAUGGGGUCUGAUGAGGGCCAGGCGGUGACAUAUUACAUGAUUCUCUCAGAAGACUUCUCUAAUGAGUGAGAGGUUGCAGUUGUUCCUCUACCGUCAUCCAUCAUACCUGCUAUGUUAAGACCACUCCUCUGUAUCCAUAGUGCAUCCUGUUGGCCCAGGCAACAGCCUGCUGUAAGUAUGUACAGAGUUAUGUAAGUUAAUAUUAUUGGGCCCCAGAUAGAGCCUCUUGCUCUGGGUACAUGGGUCAUGUGUGGGAAGAUACUGAAGAUGUUUCAGAUGAACCUCCAGACUAACGACAUAUUAACAUGUUACUGUCUGAAGACAACAGAACAAAAGGAAAGAAGCCUUGUAAUAUGUAUUGUAUGAACACUGAGGACUGGCAACUGCAAGGAGGCAACACCCUGGGGACUGGCUACUGCAGGGAGGCAACCAAGCAACACCCUGGGGACUGGCUACUGCAGGGAGGCAACCAAGCAACACCCUGGGGACUGGCUACUGCACGGAGGCAACCAAGCAACACCCUGGGGACUGGCUACUGCAGAGCGACAACCAAGCAACACCCUGGGGACUGGCUACUGCACGGAGGCAACCAAGCAACACCCUGGGGACUGGCUACUGCAGAGCGACAACCAAGCAACACCCUGGGGACUGGCUACUGCACGGAGGCAACCAAGCAACACCCUGGGGACUGGCUACUGCAGAGCGACAACCAAGCAACACCCUGGGGACUGGCUACUGCACGGAGGCAACCAAGCAACACCCUGGGGACUGGCUACUGCAGAGCGACAACCAAGCAACACCCUGGGGACUGGCUACUGCAGGGAGGAAACCAAACAACUUUCUGACAGACUGUUCUGAUGAAUGGUGACAUCUGUCAUCCUGGAGAUAUUUUGAGGACAUUCUGUUUGUGUAAAGAUUCAUGUGUCUAUGGUUUGUUGUCAUUAUUUUCACAACAUGCUUUCUUAAUAAAUACAAUACUUUUAUCACA
Molecule: messenger RNA, 9434 nt
Organism: Oncorhynchus nerka (sockeye salmon)
Lineage: Eukaryota; Metazoa; Chordata; Actinopteri; Salmoniformes; Salmonidae
Gene: dip2a
Product: disco-interacting protein 2 homolog A
Exons: 37
Coding region: 746-5473 (1575 amino acids)
Cellular component (GO): cell surface
Source: RefSeq, a predicted model, not a curated record